AUGGCGGAUUUUCGAUUUUGGCCGGUUUUUAUGUGGCAUUUUUGGACACGUGGAAUUUGGGCGAAAAAAAUUGGGACACGUUUUUAUUUUUUUUUUCAAAAAAAAAUUGCUCUUUUUGAAUUCCCGUGAAAAAAUCUGGGCCACGUGUAAUUUUUAUAAUUUUCAUUUUUCGAAAUUUUGUGAAUCCGAAAUUCCACGUGGCUUAUUUUCUCAAAAUUAAGGUAAGCAUGGAAUUUGAUGACUAGGCACUGUAAAUUUAGAGAUAAAUGGCCUAGAAACCUGAAAAAACGUCUGGAAACCCGGAAAAUGGCCUUGAAAUUGAAAAAAAAAGCCUAAAAAUCUGGAAUUUGGCCUAGAAACCCGAGAAAUGGCCCAGAAAUCCAAAACCUGGCCUAUAAACCUGAAAAUGUCCUAGAAAUCCGGAAAACGGGCUGAGAAACUCGAAAAUCACCUAGAAACUAGGAAAAAAUAGCCUAGAAAUCCGAAAAAAUGACCUAAAAAUUCAGAAAAUGGUUUAGAAGUCUAAACCCUAGCCUAGAAAGCCGGGAAAUGGUCUAGAAAUUCAAGAAUAGCCUAAAAAUCUGGAAAUCGGCCUAGAAACUCUUUCAAAUUUGUUAUUUUUCCAGAAUCUCCAAGCCAAAUGGCGUCAACAAGAAAAAGAAGAAGAAGAGCAUCGAAAAUUGCAAGAAAGUAUGCUAACCGUCCGAGUUCGCCUAAAUUAUCCAUUCCCCUCAAUCGUCAAGAAUCAAAAGGGUGAAAACUUGGAUGUUCUGAAAUACAAACGACAAAUCGUUGAUGAUUUUGUUGAAUACGUCACCGAAAUUUCGAGAUAUCAAACAAUCGCAACAGUUUUUAAUCAGGCGCUUGAUUUCUUCACGGAAAGAGCGAAGUCGUAUGGGCUGACGAUAUCGAGAAACACUUCGAGAAUGAUAUUUUAUGAGAGGAAUAAUACUUUGAGACGGAUAUUUGCAUCGAAAGCGGAUAUGGAGAAGAAAUUGAGAUGUGUUUUUGAUCCACAAAUGGUUGAGCCACAUCCAUUGUAUGUGAUUAAGUUUUUGUUGGAUUCGAGAAUUGCGUCAGGUUGGUUUUUUUGGGAUGGAGAGUAGCUAAAAAAAAUCUGAAAUUCAAGAAAUUUCGAUCUGAAAAUGUUCAAAAGAAAAAUGUUUCAUAAAAUUCUCUGAAUUUUUUAAAUGGCUGAGAAUCGAUUAAAAACUUUGAAAAAGCAUAUUUCUUGACCCCAGAAAGUCGUCAGAAAUUUUUAAAAAAUUGAGAAAUAGUUUAGUGUGAGCAAUGCUUGAAUUUUUAAAGGGGGUACGGGCUAAUUAAAAUUUUAUGGAAAAAAAUAUACCAUCUGAAAGAGGAGGUUUCGUUCAGUAUGUUCCCAAAUUUUCAUAAUUAUUUUUCACGUUUGAAUACCAUUUUUUCACGCGCAAACACGAAAAAGUUGCGCUCGACCUCAGAGAAAUAGCAUAGAGAAACGAGAGACACAGCGUAUUUAGGCCCCGCCCCUUCUAUGCGCUGUGUCUCUCUUUUCUGCAUGCUAUUUCUCUGAGGUCGAGCGCAACUUUUUCGUGUUUGCGCGUGAAAAAAUGGUACUCAAACGUGAAAAAUAAUUAUAAAAAAUUGGGAACAUACUAAACGAAACCUCCUCUUUCAGAUGGUCUAUUUUUUCCAUGAAAUUUUGAUUAGCCCGUAACUCCUUUAAUGUUUCAAACAUUGCUCAUAUUAAAAACUUCUUUUUUGAAUUUAGUAUGGCUGAAAUUCGAAUUUAAAAAUUUGAAAACGUUAUUUUUGACCCCAGAAAAUCAAAAAUAAAUUUUGAAGGUUUUGAAAAUUCCGGAUUUCAGUAAACUUGAAAUUUUGAGCUCUAAAAAUUCUUCUGAAAUAGUUUAAUAUGAGCAAUCCUUGAUUUUUCGGAAUUCUAUAAAGUUUCAAACAUUGCUCAUAUUAAACUUUAUUCCAAACCUCUGAACCUUCUCAUUUUUUUCAUUUUCCAGUUCCAUUCCCAAUCGAACCAUCCGGCGGAAUUCUUCUCCAAAUCCAACGUGUCGACAUCGCAAAACGCACAACAGUUCCCGAACUAUGUGUCUAUAUUCCACCCGGCGAACCAGUUAUUCGAACAAAAUUAAUUGUUGGUCAACAAUUUCGCGAUGAUCAACGAGAAGUUCUCGCAGCUCGUUUAGUUUUGGAAUCGAAAACCAAAGAAAACGAAUUUGUGAAUAUUGACGGUGGAAAUAUGAAUGGAAAGAUAUUUUCGGAUCUAAUCAAGGAAUAUGUUGGAAACUCAACAGCUAUUGUUUAUUAUGAUGGUGGAUUGAGGCAAAUGUGCUCGAAUGAAACGAUUGAAGCGACAGAAGCUGAUCGGAAAUUGCCAUUCGAGAAAUCGACAAUGUUUGAGAUUUUGGAUCGCAAAUAUUUUGCGUCCAUUUUGAAUGUUCGAUUGCCUAGUCAAGAGGAGAUAAAUCGCGCGGCUUCGGUCAGCGGAGCUUAUCAUGGACCAACAUGGGCUGAGACUGUUGGAGCGAAUGCGGCGAUUUAUGAGGAGGAACGAGAAGAGGAUGUGAUUCGGGAAGAGGAGAAUGAGAUGAGAAUUGAUUUGAGUGGAGUUGAGGUGAGAUUUUGGGGAGCUUAAAAUCAGGAACUUUCGGGAAAUGAAAAUUGAAGUUCUAGUGAAUUUUCUUUUAAAAAUAACUUUUUUCUUUUUGAAAGUUACUCUGAAGUGAGUUUUCAAGAAAUUAUCUUUACACAAUUCCAAAAAUUUAAUUAUUAACAAGCUAAGUUUUGCCUGAAAAAUGUAAUUUUAAAAAUAUGAAUAAAUUAUUCGAAUUGUUCCAAGAUAAUUUCUUGAAAACCCAGAAAUUAGUGAUUUUCAAGUAGAAAAUUUUAAUUUUUAAAAUGAAAAUCCACAGAAAUCUAGAAACUUGAAUUUUGAUUUCCAAAAGGUUUUUCUCGUCUUAUCGAAGAAAAUAUUCAGAACCCCUUUUCAAAAUGAAAAUCCACAGAAGUCUAGAAAAUAAAACUAUCCCAAAUUCCAACUCCAUUCAGAUUCCCAAAGAAGACAACGAAGAAAUCCCAUCUGGCCGAGCUUCAACUGUCUCAAUGGGCUCCGAUGAUUUGACGGGAUUGGUGUCUGGCAGUUUUUGCAACAACACACCGCAAAUGUCGCCGAGUGUUUCGGAAAAUGAAUAUGGUGGAUGUGGAGAAAGAGGAGAGAUUUCGAGUUUUGAACUGAAGGUAUCUGAUUUUUUCACGAUUUUCUUCUCCUAAUAAAAAAUUCCUAUUUUCUAGAAUCAACUCAACGCUGAAAUGACUAUAAAUUAUGUCUAUAAUUCACAUGAUAAUCACAAUUAUAUGCGAAUUAAUGAAUCGGCGAAUUAUGAGUCGAGAAAAGGGGAUAUCGAAGGAGAAUCGUUGAGUAGCGGAGGACAAUCGACAUUGGUUCCAACAGCUUCGUCGAUUAUUGCGUCGAGUUCGUCGUCGAGUGGAGAUGGAAGGAUUAUUGUUGUGUCGGCUAAUGAAACACGUAAGGAGACAGAAAAUUUGAAAAAAAUCUAGAUUUUUAACAUUGAAAUAUCAAUUCACGAAAAGUCAAAAAAAAAGUCAAAUUUAGUUUUUCGAGUUUUUCAGUCAAAAAUGAUGACAAAUCGAAAUUUUUGAAGCUUCUGGAGUGAUUUUUGAUGAAAAUUGAACCUGGGAUUAACUUUUCCGAUUUAUUUCACGAAAAAUCGGCAAAAUUUUCUGAAAAGUGAAUCCCAAGGUCAAUUUUCAUCAGAAAUCACUCCAGAAACUUCAAAAAUCUCGAUUUGUCAUCAUUUUUGGCCGAAAAACUAAUUUUUAACUACAAUUCGACAUAUUUUGAUUUUUCGUGAAUUGAAAUUUCAAUGUUCAAAUUUUUUUCGUCCGCGAAUCAGUCCUAGAGAGAAAAUUUGAAAGUCUGGAUUUUUGGGUUCAGAAACUUUUAGAUUUUAUAUUUUCUAGUCGAUUACGAUUCCGUCCUCUGAAAUUGCUGAACUCAAAUCUCUAAUAAGUCAUGACGUGGUGAAAAGAUUUUUGCCACGUCAUAACUUAUCAGGGAAAUUUAAAAAUCCCUUGUUGAAGUUUUCUCAAAAACUUUCCAAUUUCCAACUUUGCAGACCGUGUUCUCGACAUUGAUUCUCGCCUCAAAGUUGGUGAGCUCAAAAAAUGGAUUUCGACCCAACUCAACAUUGACACUUCGCAAUUUGUCAUUUUCAUAAACACUAGUGAAAGUUGUGAUCGAGGAUAUGAAUCGCAUGCAAAAGACGACGAAAUUGUACCAAAUGCAUUCCAAUCAUCGACAAUUUCAGUCAAAUUGAGACCGCCGUUGAAAAUUGAUGAGAAAAUGAUACAAGUUGUUCAAUUUGAUAUGAAUGAAAAUGUGGUGAGAUUUUUGAGCAUUUUGAAAUGAAAAAAUUGUGGGGAUGUUGUUUCAGAGAGAAAAAUGGAAGACACUCUUCGAAGUUCCGGCAUCUCAAAAAUCGCUGAUUGGUGAUAUUAUGCUUCAAUGUUUGAGAAUGUACAAAGAGAUUUAUGGUGUUGAAUUGACGCCGCAACAGUGAGUUUUUUGGGCAUACAUGGCACUGCUCUCAAAAUUGUGAGGGGGAGAUCAUGACAUUUGGAAAAAAUUCUCGAGGGGGGAUCAUGACAUUACAUACAAAAAAUCUAAAUUUUUAUCAAAGUGAAAUCGGUACGCUAGAAAAAAAUUGGGUGAUUUUGCAUGUGGUCAUUUUCUGACAUAUUUUUUCAGGUUCGAUAAUUUGGAAACUAGUUCUUUAGGAAUAUCGAAUGUAGAGAACGAGCGAAGAAUUCGACGGAUAUCAUUCAUUGGCUAAUUAUUCUUAUUUCUCAUUUUAUUUCUAAAAUUCUCAAUUAUAUUUUUCUAUAUCCUUCUAAAAUAAAAAAUGAGUUUAUUGUAGUAAGUUCCUUUCAGAAAUUUUCAUGCAAUUAUCAUGCUCAACCCUUCUGAACAAUUCCAUAUAAAUUAUAGACAAUGCGUUAUUUAUUUGAUAAUCAAAUUGAAAUCCAAAAAUAUUGAAUUACAAAACAAAAGAAAAAAAGUGGAUUCCACCGAGAAUUCGAUCCAAAAACCCUUAGAUUAUUACGCGCGAUCUCUACCGACUUGACCACGAGGCUACUUUCUUUCACACGCUUAUUUUUAAGUGAUAAAAAAGGGAUAGAAGGGGAGAGAAAAUGAAAAAGAGAAGGAGAAGCGGAAAAAAAUCAUGAAAUUUUUGAAAAAUUACCAUUUUUUAUCGAAUUUCGCCGAUUUUGUUAUAUGUUUCGACUGUAUAAGUAACUUAAGGAUGGUAGAAAGGAAUGUCUGUCGAAAUUAUCUAGAAGGAAGGCUUAUUUCUUGAGAUAUGAUCCCCCCCAAAAUCGAAGCCGUUUUGCUAUGUCAUUUUGGGGGGGAUCAUAUCUCAAGAAAUAAGCCUUCCUUCUAGAUAAUUUCGACAGACAUUCCUUUCUACCAUCCUUAAGUUACUUAUACAGUCGAAACAUAUAACAAAAUCGGCGAAAUUCGAUAAAAAAUGGUAAUUUUUCAAAAAUUUCAUGAUUUUUUUCCGCUUCUCCUUCUCUUUUUCAUUUUCUCUCCCCUUCUAUCCCUUUUUUAUCACUUAAAAAUAAGCGUGUGAAAGAAAGUAGCCUCGUGGUCAAGUCGGUAGAGAUCGCGCGUAAUAAUCUGAGGGUUUUUGGAUCGAAUUCUCGGUGGAAUCCACUUUUUUCUUUUGUUUUGUAAUUCAAUAUUUUUGGAUUUCAAUUUGAUUAUCAAAUAAAUAACGCAUUGUCUAUAAUUUAUAUGGAAUUGUUCAGAAGGGUUGAGCAUGAUAAUUGCAUGAAAAUUUCUGAAAGGAACUUACUACAAUAAACUCAUUUUUUAUUUUAGAAGGAUAUAGAAAAAUAUAAUUGAGAAUUUUAGAAAUAAAAUGAGAAAUAAGAAUAAUUAGCCAAUGAAUGAUAUCCGUCGAAUUCUUCGCUCGUUCUCUACAUUCGAUAUUCCUAAAGAACUAGUUUCCAAAUUAUCGAACCUGAAAAAAUAUGUCAAAAAUGAAACUCCCCACAGGAUAGUAAUUUACUACCUCAAAUCGCUAGACCUCAAAAUUUUCAUUAAUUUUUGGGUAGAUCAAAAAUCAUUUUUCUCUAAAUCUCUCAUUUUUGCGCUGAAUUUCGUCGAUUUUAGUCCCACCCCUAAGAUCGUGUCAGGUCUCUAAAAAUGCGCGAUUUUUUUUGGGUAGUAAAUUACACUCUGUGCCCCUCUCUCUUGAUAUUUUUCAUUUUUUUUCACCAUUUAUUUUUUCAAAUUUUUGACAAAAAAAUUGAGGGGGGGGAUCAUGACAUUUCAAAAUUUCGGGGAGGGGGGGGAUCAUUACAUGGAGGGUCCGUUGGGCAAAGAUGCCAUGUAUGUUUUUGGGGAGAGGAAAAUGGAUUUUGAGGAAAAAUUUGACCUUUAAAAUUCCUAACAAUAAAUAGUCUCCUGAUCUUCAUGAUGUUUCCCUAAUUUUACAGAGUUCGAAUGCGAGAUAUUCCAUUCUAUUCUAAUCACAAUGGUGGUGUUUUGUCACCAAAUCAAACAUUGGACGAAAGAGACACCACGUGGAAUACAACACUAUAUUUGCAAAUAAUUUCCGAUGAAAAUCUAUUUGGCAAACCUGGUGUUCCACUCUUGGUUCGACGAUUCAGACCAUCAACUGUUGAAGUUAGCCCAACUCAUGAGAUUAUGGUCAAUCCGAAAGCGGAGAAUCAAGUUUUGUCGUUUUUCGAAGGAAUUUCGAAAUAUUCGCAAAUUCCGGUUGAUCGAAUUGCGGUUACUGAUGUAAGGCAUUUUUCAACACGAAAAAAUACCAAUUUUUCCGAUUUUCAGCUGAAAACCUAUAGUUGGACCAAAUGGCCGUAUUGGAAAAAUCGAUUGGAAUUGUUGGAAGGGUAAGCGAAAAAAUGCGAUUUUCAAAAAAAAUAUGAAUUUUUCAGCUCAAUGUUCGUCAAAGAUUUGCACAAAGCCGACGAAAAAGACUAUAUCGCACGAGUCGGAGUUCGUGUGAUUUAUUAUAAGGAUUCGGAAGAAGUUGCGAAAAUUUUGAGCGAAGAAGAGAGAAAACAGAUUAAAAUUAAAGAGAAUGGACAGGUUCGUGCUCUAGCAAAAACAUAAUUUGAGCCAAAAAUCAAUGUAAAAAUUUCAGGUCGAAAGUGCGAAUCGCCGAAAAGAACGUCCACUUCGAAUUCAAAUGAGUAGCGUCAGCGAAGCCUAA
Caenorhabditis angaria is the source of this 7262-nucleotide messenger RNA. The record is from the annotation of a GenBank genome assembly. NCBI's taxonomy places the organism in Eukaryota, Metazoa, Nematoda, Chromadorea, Rhabditida, Rhabditidae.